AUGACGAAUUACAGCGGGAAUAGUCUGCACAACAACGGCCAGACUGCGAACCACGUCAGGGAGCGAAACGGGAGAAAGUGCAGCGGCAGCAGCAGCGGCGGCAGCGGUAGUAGCGGCAGCGCGUUCCUCCGGGUGUCCCUGCGUGGGUAUGGGUUCUGCAUGGGCACGCUGUUCGUCUUCUGCCUCGGAUCUCUCCUCUACCAGCUCAACGGAGGACCCCCACAAAUCCUGCUAGACAUCCGACAGUAUCUCGGUGAAUCAACCUUUCAGGAUGACCACAAAUUCCUCGCCCCUAGAGUCCUCACCUUCCCGUCCCAGGUGGUCUACAACCGCGUGGGGAAGUGCGGCAGUCGCACCGUCGUCAUGUUGUUGAAGCUUCUGGCAGAAAAGCAUCACUUCAACCUGGUGUCGUCCGAGAUCCACAACAAGACACGCCUCUCCAAACACGAGCAAGUCUCACUCAUGAAGAACAUCACGUCGAUCCCAGAGCCGUUUCUGUUCACCAGACACGUUCACUUUCUCAACUUCACCAGUUUCAAAAUAGAACAACCAGUUUAUUUCAACAUUAUCCGAGACCCGAUCAACCGCUUCCUCUCCAAUUACUUCUUCAGGAGAUUCGGAGACUUCAGAGGAGAGCAGUUUCACCUUCUACGAACUCCCAACAUGAAGGACGAGGAGCGAUACUUGGACAUUAAUGUAUGUAUUCUGGAAAACUACCCAGAAUGCUCCAACCCUCGGAUAUUCUACAUUAUUCCUUAUUUCUGUGGACAGCAUCCAAAGUGCAGGGAGCCGGGAGUGUGGGCGUUGGAAAAGGCCAAACAGAACGUGAUGGAGAACUAUCUGCUUGUUGGGAUUUUAGAGGAACUGGAAGAUGUGCUGCUGCUGUUGGAGCGCCUCUUACCGCAGUACUUCUCUGGGGCAGUGGAUAUCUACAAGGGUCCAGACUAUAUGAAGAUGGGGAAACUGACAAGUACAGUCCGUAAAUACACGCCCACUCUGGAAGCUCUGCAGGUUCUCUAUCACCGCAUGAGCUUUGAGUACGAGUUCUAUAACUUCAUCCGGGACCAGUUCCACCUCCUGAAGAGGAAGAUUGGCCUUAAAUCCGAGGCCAGGCCUCCAGCCUACUCUCCUGAAUUCCUGCAUGAGCUGGCCGUGCGGACGCCAGAGCCCCUGGAUGAAGACGAGGAGCUGGACAAUGCCUUAGAGGACGCCAACAGCUGGCCCAUCCAGAUGUGA
Molecule: messenger RNA, 1236 nt
Organism: Knipowitschia caucasica
Lineage: Eukaryota; Metazoa; Chordata; Actinopteri; Gobiiformes; Gobiidae
Source: the annotation of a GenBank genome assembly